AUGUUGUCCCAAAGACCGCUGACACCGCCAUACACGGCUCCGCGAGACCCGGAACCGACACAAUACAAUGUUCCGCGAGAAAAUGACACGCUUUUAGCAGAACUCUCAGGACGAUGCAACACAACCCUCCAAAACACAUUAUCGAAAUCAUCAUUCCAGCGUCUUGCAGACGAGGUCAUUUCGAAGAGUGUUGGCUCCGGCUCAGCCAAGGAUACCAGGGGCCUUGAACCUCGCAUACACUUUACCGUUUCUCAGGCGGCCCAGAAGCUCUCCCAGCAAGCCACCAGCACCGUCAACGGGAUAUAUUUCGAGCUUACAAAACUCCUCCCACCACGACUACAACCAUUUUUACUCAACUUUAUAGGGAAGGAGGCUAGUGAAGAAGACCGAUAUACUUUUAUAAUAAAUGUGCUCCCAUGGGUACUGAAGAAACUACGAAAGACUCCACCCCGGCCCGGUACGUAA
Microsporum canis CBS 113480 is the source of this 465-nucleotide messenger RNA. RefSeq lists its product as uncharacterized. The coding region runs from base 1 to 465 and encodes 154 amino acids. The record is from RefSeq and is a predicted model, not a curated record. Lineage: Eukaryota; Fungi; Ascomycota; Eurotiomycetes; Onygenales; Arthrodermataceae. The transcript has a single exon.